Salvia miltiorrhiza (redroot sage) is the source of this 1655-nucleotide messenger RNA. RefSeq lists its product as uncharacterized. The record is from RefSeq and is a predicted model, not a curated record. Lineage: Eukaryota; Viridiplantae; Streptophyta; Magnoliopsida; Lamiales; Lamiaceae. The coding region runs from base 958 to 1557 and encodes 199 amino acids. The transcript has 4 exons.
UUCACGCCAUUCCUUUCUGAGAUGAAAUCAAUGGCGAGAUUUUCUGGGUUUCUGGUGAAUCUUAUAGCUGAACAGAAGAUUAGAAUUGAGAAAUAUACUGAACAAUUCUUACGAGCAAGGGUUUCAAAUUCAUCAUUGCGAUCGAAAAAAUCCCAAGAGUUCAAUUCAUCCCCCGACUGCAUCAAGGUAAAUCCAUCAAUUUGUUGAGGUAUAAUACUUCCAUUUUUUGAAAUUUAGUUUGUGUAAUUCAUUAAACCUUUAGACUACAAUGGUAAGGGUAUAUAUUUUAUCAGCAAACAAUCAACUUCUAUGCGAAAGAUAGACGCCUAUUAAUACGAUUCCCCUUCAAUUUUUUAGAUGAUACUUGCGAGCAUGCGUUUGAAACAUUUGUUUGCAUUCGUAUUUUAAUUAUGAACUAUAAACAUAUCUUAACAUUUUUUGAUGAAUUUCUGAAAAUCUUGGUUUAUUUGGCUUUAUUUGAGAUCGAUGAAUGGAUGAAAUGUUUUUGCCCAAUAUUUAACUUGUGUGAUAUCUGAUGAGAUUGGUUUAAUGUAUUCGUAUAUGCCAGACUAAGUUCAUCUCUGAAUAAGUGCUUGUUCACUAAAUUUGUAGUCUUUGUUAUAGAUAUGGAAACAUCUAGCGGCAAUGCAAUCGUUGUGCCAGAUUCUCCAAGUGAUUCAUCCAUUUCACCAGACAAGAAGCGGAAGAAGUUGGUUCUACAUCACCAUUCACGAUUACUUAAGGUUUGAUUGAUUAUUACGAGUAUCUUAUCGUUUAACCAAGUUGACGUCUCCUCUAAUUCAUAAUUUUUUGGAUGUUUCGUGCAUUCAUAGGUAAAGAGCCAGUUACUUUUCGAGCUGUUAGUCGUGCAAAUGAAAUUGACGUUAAAAUGCGUAUGUAAUAUUCCUUGUUUUUUGUUUUUUCGAAGCAUAGAUAGAUUGCAUAUCCCAGCCUGGAAUGUCGUAUAUAUCACGGCAGAGAGCCUUUUUUGGUGCAUUGGAUCGUGAGUUGCAACUAUAUCAGACAAAUGAUAUCGGCUAUAUUGACAUGUUUAUUUUCCCUGUUUUCCCCGAUGAUCAGCCUUAUAUUGUUUGUUUUGACCUGCGGAAAGAGUUGAUUUUCAUAAUAGACUCUUCUAUUGAGGUUAACAAACAUCCGGUUAGCUCCAACUACAACAUUUUGUGUGAUAUCCUGAGAUCACUACCGUCGGAGUUUCUAAACAGCAACAGGGAAGAUCUGAGUUCGACAUCAGUUGCAAAAUCAACUAUAGAGGGUGUGGACCUGAAAUGGGCGGACAGUAUGAAUACAAUAGAUGUUGUGUUGUAUGUCAUGAGGCAUAUGGAGACGUUCGGCGGAGAUACAUCCGUGAAUUGGAAUACUAGAUUACUAAAUGCAACUCACCACCACCUAGGGAUAUUGAGGAUGAGAUACUGUGCACCGAUAGCUUCGUGGGAACAUAACAAGUACAAGGAUGAUGUUUUGAGAGACUCGGCUGCAACGUAUGGGGCUGUUAUAGCUGUGAAUUCUACAAGAUUUAAUAGAGUUCUUGCAGGGUGAUAUUAGAUAUACCUCGGAGUAUUUUUUGAGAUCUGUUAUUUACUUUAGACAUUGAGUGUUUGACAUUUGUGAGCAAGAUUUAAUUAUGAUUUUGGUUA